GUGAGGGGAGGAGGGCCGGGGCGGAGCGGCGGCUUUGCCCGGGGAACGGCGGUGUUGAGGGCCGCUGAGCCCUUGCUUCGCCAUGCCCGUGAGAUUCAGGGGACUGAGCGAAUAUAAGAGAAACUUCAGAUGGAAAACCCCAGAGUUGUGUAGCUCUUCCCCACAGCAGAAACCCUUGUGGGCAGGGCUGCGGUCGGAUCAGUUUGGAAUCACAAGAGAACCAAACUUCAUUUCUAAGAGAAGGGUACCUUACUAUCAUCCACAGAUUUCCAAGUCCUUUGAAUGGACAGCAGAUUGUGAUUUGAAUGACCAACUUGAAAAUGAGGCUCCUAAAACUGCAGAGUUGCACACAGACCACAACAACAAUGAUGUGAAUCAGGAAAAAAUUGAAACAGAAGGACCCAGGUUCCCCCUGAAGGUUCAGUCAAAUUUGGUAAAUUCCAGAGGUGAAACAGCUCUGGCCCUUGCAGAAAACAAUAUGAAGAGAUCACCCACUGCAGCUCUGCCAAAUCAAAAUGAAGCAUUUGCACCUCCAGAAAAGGAAUUAGAAAAAAUGAGUAAUGGGCUUCACAGAGUCCUUCAGAGGAAAGCAGGCAUGAAUAUUUCACGUUUAAAUACUUUCCCCAGAAAUUCUGAGUAUCAAAGCCAGUUUGUUUGGAGGAGUCCUCAUGAAAAGUCACCAAUACUUGCAGCUGAAGAGGUUAUUUGCAACACAAAUAAAUCCAUGCCUCCAUCGAAAUCUGCAAUUACUUCUGAAACUGCUCUUGAGAGAAAUUUUGAAGGGUCUCCUCCUGUUAAGGGUCCACAAGAAGACAGAAGAGAAUCAGAAGAGAAAGAAUUUCUGAGUAAGAGGGAAGAACCGUUUCAAAAGCCAGGAGAAGAUGCAGCAAAACAAGGGAAAUCAGAACAGAAACAUCCUAAACAAAAAAAUAAGCAACAUAUCAAUCCAAAGCCCCUCUCCUUACAUACAAGUCGUAGGAAGAUGAACACUGAAUAUAAGUCAAAAUUUUUGUCUCCAGCCCAGUAUUUCUACAAAGAUGGAGUCUGGUCUCGUAUUAGGAGUAAAGUUCCUAAUCAAGUAUCUCAAAACACCCUAAAUUCCAUGUGGUAUAUGGAGGUGAGAGAACUUCGAGAAAGAGCAAAGGCUUACAGGCAACAAGUAGAGGGAACACACUUCUCCAGAUACCAUCUCAAUCAGAUCCUCUCUGAUAACAACAGUCUUUGGGAUGUCUCCUCGAAUUCUAGUUCAGAAGAAAGCAUCAGCAACAACAUCAGAGCUCUAGAUCUUGCUGGAGUUUCUGAAAAAGAGACUGCACCAAGCUCUGAAAUGCUGCAGCAGCCAAACUCUGGGGAUCAGCCACACCAGGACAGCACUGAGAAAAAACACUUGUCAGAUGCUCUAACAGUUCCAGUCAAAAAGCGUUUAGCUUGGGGUGAACCAGAAGGUACUGAAAAAAGAGAAAAUCAACAGCCAGCAGAAGAGGAAAGAAAACAAGAUGAAGAGGCUGCAGUUGAGGCCCAGCAGUUAGAAGAAAACAAAAAGGAUGCCAAUGAAGAUAAGAAAAUUGAGGGUGAGAAUGCCUUAGUAUUGAAUUCCUCAGAAGCUGUGUCAAAUUCUUCUUCUAUAUCGUCAAGAACAGGUGGCAGGCUUCCUACUCCAAAGCUGAGAGCACUUGGUGGAGCUCAGAGGACUCAUCAUGAUCUCACUACCCCAGCUGUUGGAGGUGCAGUUCUAGUGUCUCCUCCUAAAUUCAAGUCUUCAUCUUCACAACAGAGAACACGAGGUUUAAGAACAGUCCCUUUUUCAGCUAAGCAAGGUGCAAGAGAAGCUUCAAAGAGAAGGUCCUUCCAGCCUGAUGUGGAACCUGUUUCACUCCUUACCUCUCCACCUGCUGGACUGGGAACUGUAGAUCCUUUGCCACUUAGGCAGGAUCAGUGGCUUCCCAACAAUGUUUCUGAUGAGCAAGUUCCUCUUGCUUCAGUGCAUCAAGAGCAUUCCUCUGCACCUCCUCUGCUGAAGUCAGCCAAAAGCUUCUCUGUGCCUUGCUGGAGUCCCUCUCGUCGUAUUCAAGGGACUCUCAAGGAUCCAGAAUUCCAGCAUAAUGGGAAUCUUGGCAAUCCAAAGAGGAGAUCUUUUCACUUACCCCUUCAGGAAAGAAACCAUAAUGAUGAAGAUGACAGGUUGUCUCAGAUUUCUGCGCGCUCAGCGGCAUCCAGCUCGCUUGCGUCUCAGAUACUGGAACGAGCUCAGAAGAGGAAGGAUUUCUGGGGAAAAACAUAAUCUCUCCUACCUGUUGUGUAGAAAAUGAUCUGUGAAAUGAUUUAUUUUUUAUGGUUUGUAAUGUACAUUUUAAAAAAUUGUGGUUGUAGAUAUCAUGCAGGGUACUUUCCGUAGUUGCUAAUAUGGCCCAACUUUUAAGACCUGCCAUCCCAAAUUAAAAUUUCAAUAUUUACACCACUGUUGAAAAUGUAGGUCUUUUUAUGUCUGAGACUUAUGUCUUAAUUUUAAUCCUCUGUGUCACAACAGCCAUGUGGAGUUCUAUUUUUUUUACAGUGGCACCUUUUGAAACUGAGACAAUUAUUUUUGUAUGCAACAUGUGCAUUACUUUUUAAGGUAUUCUGCUGCAGUCAUGCAGUAUGGCCUGGGACAGUUUACAGGAGCAGCACUAUCAUGCACCAAACACCUCAGUUGCUUGAUUUUAACCAGCUAUCUUAAAAGCAACUGUGAUGUAUUUAUGUUACUCUAUGAAUUGUCAGUGCAAGACUGACUGUAACAAAAAUGUUACUUUUAGUAAAAUUACUUCCAGUGCUUUAAAAAAAGUUGCUUUUUCUACUACUUUUAUUCUUUCACAAAAAAAAUUCUUACCGUUUCUUAAUGAAGCUAGCACGGAACAUACAGGAGUUUGAGAAGAGGACAUGAAGCUUUAAGGUUUGUUCAUUGUCCACAAGUUUUUUACCAGAGUGACUCUUAGAGUUCAGAGUGUAGAGUAUUGCAGUUUAUCAGAUGUACUGAUGUAAAUGUGACUUUUUGCAGGCAAGACCUGUACUUAGUGUUAGUUUCAACUCCACUGGAAAAGCAACCUAAGCCACCUUAAACAGUGGCCUUCCCAGCCCCACUUCAAACUCAGGUAUUUAGGAGUAGUGAAUAGUACUUAAAGUAAACUCAGGAGAAUGUUUGUUUUUUUCUUGGAUUUGACAUUUUAAUUACCUCUCCUCCUAGUUGCCUGUUUCUUGAAAAGUGGCAUACUGUUACAAUUGGCACAGUGAAAAAUGUUCACUUUUAUAUUUUCUCAUCUUUCCAAGCAACGCAAACAAAUUAAUGUGAAGUUGAGGCCAUUGGUGAAUAGCAGGCAUUUUGGUGGUUCUUCUGUGGCUUCAAGUUUUAAUAUUAUGUCGUUUGGAAAUUUUAUACAAGAGCAGUUUGAAUUUUGUACACAUUUCCUUACAUUCCAAUUUUGUACACAAUUAUGUACACAGAUUGCUGAAAUAAAAAAUAUUGAUUUGUUUCUGU
Molecule: messenger RNA, 3511 nt
Organism: Calypte anna (Anna's hummingbird)
Lineage: Eukaryota; Metazoa; Chordata; Aves; Apodiformes; Trochilidae
Gene: SAXO6
Product: Mdm1 nuclear protein
Exons: 15
Coding region: 83-2281 (732 amino acids)
Biological process (GO): negative regulation of centriole replication
Molecular function (GO): microtubule binding
Source: RefSeq, a predicted model, not a curated record